Messenger RNA from Acanthosepion pharaonis, 741 nucleotides. NCBI's taxonomy places the organism in Eukaryota, Metazoa, Mollusca, Cephalopoda, Sepiida, Sepiidae. The record is from the annotation of a GenBank genome assembly.
AUGGAAGGACCCUCCCAACUUCUUCGUUAUAUGAAAAGCCGACUCGGCAAAAUACCAUGGCUGACUCCUAUUAAAAAGCUUGUGGCUGGACCGUCUCCCCACCACCAUAACCCAAAUUUUGGCGCCAAUGUCCGAAAACACUCGAUCGAUCAAUUAGCGGACGCCGCGGAUCGUAUUUUCUCGCAACUGGAUAAUCAGACAACGCCGGUACACAGUGCUGAAGCGACUGGAGACCACAGGUCCUUGAAAAAACAGUCGAGGAAUUGCAGCGCCAAGACUUACGCCUUAAAAUGGCAAACUUAUGCUAUACACCACCGCGGCACUGCCCGAGUGAUAUCUAUUUACCGCACCAGCUCAAGGACUGCGAAUUUGUAUUUGUACAAAACCGUCGUCUCAUACUACUUCCCAAUCAACUCCGCAAGUUCAGGAGAAUUUCAAGACACCUGUCUCUCGACAAACCGAAUCGGCCCUGUUGUCUUUCUUUUACUUCGUCACUUUAACGAAACGUGUUGCUUCACUGUUGGUGAUGUGUUAAGCAGGCGGCUAUCUUUAUUAAAGGGCCACCAUGUUACAAUUCAAUUGUUGCGGUUAAAUCACAGACAAAAAAGGCGUUAUGUGCGUGGAAAAUUGAAGAGAGAGUGUGACGACGGCGAUGAAAGCGAUUGGUCUGCUCGUUUUUCUUUCUUUCUCUCUCUCUCUCUCUCUCUCUCUCUCUAUCUAUCUAUCUCUCUAUCUAUCUAG